Molecule: messenger RNA, 2916 nt
Organism: Patiria miniata (bat star)
Lineage: Eukaryota; Metazoa; Echinodermata; Asteroidea; Valvatida; Asterinidae
Product: serine/threonine-protein kinase Chk2-like
Exons: 13
Coding region: 307-1881 (524 amino acids)
Biological process (GO): protein phosphorylation
Molecular function (GO): protein binding; protein kinase activity; ATP binding
Source: RefSeq, a predicted model, not a curated record
UGUCUGCCAUGAUAUCGCGAUAUCGACUGAUGACCGGGUUGAACUCUAAAAUUGCAUGCACGUGUUAUACAUACAGUACAUGCACCCCAAGUACGUGCUUGUACUAUGCGCUCAGCGCAUACCAACCUCAGAUGCAAGCGUGACUUAUCAAACUCUUCACGUGUAAGUGCACCGACGGACAUAUGUUUUACGGAAGCUUGAAUUUGCCGCGCUGUCCGUGACGUUGCGUGACAUCGAGUGAAUCAUCAACCCAGCGGCCCCUGACCCAGCUUCUGUACGGUGUAACGCGGCGUGAGCACGGCGGCCAUGAGCCAGACCAACUCGCACAACACAUCCAGCUCGCUGAGUUCCGCGGGAACCGUCUCCAGCAUGGAAACCCUACCGACUCAAGACGUUGUGGACGGGGACUUUGACUACCACGACGAGGUCGAGGAAAAUCCGGAGAUCGUGUGGGGCCGGCUUUUGCCCGUUGGGAAGACUUUUUCGGCUGUGGACUUGAAGGAGACGCGAGAUCAGCCUAAAGAUGAGUACAUCUUUGGACGAGACUCGUCCUGCGACGUUGCCUACAGCACCCAACAGAUGGUCAACAAUCCAUGCUUCCAAGCCAUCAGCAAGAGACACUUCAGGAUAUACAAGGAGAAGAAGAACAGCAGUGUCUUUGUUUUCAUCGAAGACUACAGCUCCAACGGCACUUUCCUGAAUGGGGAAAAAAUCGGGAAAGGGAGGAAAUCGCCGCUUAAAAACAAUGAUGAGAUUGCCUUGUCACUUCCCAAAAAUAAAGCCUAUGUGUUCAUGGACAGCAGCAGUGACACCGAACAAGAAGACUUGCCAGAAAUUAUGAGGGAGAAAUACAUCAUGUCCAAAGUACUAGGAAGGGGAGCGUGCGGUUUAGUAAGGCUAGCUUUCAAGAAGGGUAGCUGCGAAAAGUUUGCCAUCAAAAUCAUUGAGAAGAAAACAUUCUCCAUUGGAGGGUCUAUGCUAAGCAAUAUGGAGAAAACGGUCAUGGAGGAAGUCAACAUUUUGAAAGCAUUAAAUCAUCCGUGUAUCAUAGCCAUUGAAGACGUCUGCCACACAGACGAUAAACUGUACAUCAUUCUAGAAUUAGUCGAGGGCGGUGAGCUGUUUGACAGGGUCAUCUCGGUCAAAAAGUUUGACGAGUUGACGGCGAAAGUCCUCUUCUAUCAGAUGCUGCUAGCGACGAAGUAUCUCCAUGACAACGGCAUCACUCACAGAGACUUAAAACCAGAGAACAUCCUCCUCAACAACGAUGAAAGCCACACGCUGAUCAAAGUGACCGACUUCGGCCUAUCCAAGUUCCUGGGCGAGAAAUCCCUGAUGCAGACGCUGUGCGGCACCCCCACCUAUCUUGCCCCAGAAGUUUUGACCAAAGCCGGCAAGACUGGCUACGGAAAAAGCGUCGACUGCUGGAGUCUGGGAGUUAUUCUAUUUAUUUGCCUUGGUGGCUAUCCACCAUUUACUGAAGAGGUCACCGCUAUGCCACUAGACGACCAGAUCAAGAGAGGGUACUACAGUUUCCCCGCAAAAUUCUGGAAAGGAGUUUCGGACGAAGCUAUGGACCUCAUUAAGAAGCUUCUAACAGUCGACGCACAUCGCAGAUUCACCGUGCACAGCGCGCUGGAUCAUCCCUGGCUCAAGGACCAGAAGAUGAAAGAGAUAGUGGAAAAUCUCAUGUACCCGCCUUCCAAGAAGAUGCCCCCGCCCCAAAUAAAGAUAAUGUCAAAGAAGAGGCCUCGCGACAAAAACAGUGACGAUAUCAACGGAGAGAACUCCAGCGGAAGCAACGAUUCCUCAAAGAUUUGUCGGUUGUCGGACAGCAGCGACGACACCACAAGAAGCAUCUCUGAUGUGUCCCUAAAUUAAACUCUGCGGCAAAUUCUCAGCAUACAAAAUCAACUCUAUCAUAAUUUUUUUUUAAAUAAACAUUUGUUCUGUACAGAAGACCCUUUUGAAUGUGAAUUUCAAUAUAAGGUUUGCCAGUCACGUACAUAAUUUCAUACCCAAGAUAUUCUCAUCAAGUUUGUGAGAAAACAAAUUCACAGUCUUAGUGGAUUGGGACUGAAUUGGCAGCUGAAAGAUCUCUACACGCAGAAAUCUACCGAAGCAGCUCUGAGAAACGUUAUCUUCCAGUAAACUUGAAUUCUUGAUCCCUAUUGGUCAAUCCAUGGCAACAAUGGGGUGGUAAUAUCUUGUGUUUCACAAUUUGUACUGCACAGCAUGGAUCACAAGAAACUCUUAAGCCGCUUUCGCAUUGGAUUUAGUGACUGCGAGUGACUAACAUUCCAUUGUGGUUAUUCUAACGUGCGUUCCCCAUUGGUUUAAUUUUGGCGUGUGGAGAGUAAUUUGCUACUUAAAACUAACAAUGCAAUUCUUCCGUGACCAAGUUGGCCCUGUAAAACUUGCAGUUGCGGAGCGUAAAACUUAAAAACAACAGUAGACAAUCAACAAUUUAGGAAGUUUACCUACUGCCGUACUGGACUUAAUUUGGUUUUAUAAGCCGACAACAGUCUCUGUUAGUUUUCACCCAAAAAAGUCCAAUGCCAAUACGGUAUACGACUUGCAAGUUUUCCUGCUGCACACCUGUUAUAGGAUAUUACAGCGUUGCAUUGUUUCUGUGCGACAAGUUUGCAUGAAGAUAAAUUAGGUGUGAAGAUAAAUUUGUUAUCAUUCUUGCACUUGUGCAGCAUGAAAAACGUAGUACGUCUGUGUCCAAUAUAUACCACUCAGCCUUCGGCACAGAUGCACUACAUUAUUUCAUGUUCUGUUUGAGAAAGAACUAAUGAUUUCCUCGAGAUAUGUGAAAAGUAGAGGUCUACAUUUUGUGUAUAUGUAAAUUAUUUUUGUAGGGUUUAGAACUUGAAAAGAAUCUUUGGAAAUAAUAGUCAUUUUCUUAAGGCC